CCUCUGCAUCUACAUAACUCCCACACAGAGAAAACCCCAAACGAAACGAUACAGACCAAUAUUCCACAGAGAUCUCCAUGGGACACGGUACUUCAUCCUUCACCUCUCCUAAAGACCCACUGCCUGUGCGAGGGCAUCGAUCUUAAAUCACUCAGCACAGCAAGGCAUUCCCACGGGGGGACCCCUUCUGAGGCACAGAGAUGAAUAACGGGUUUGCAGUCACUUACAAACUCCACUGCGACAAGAUUGAGAGCAAUCGCCAUAGGACACGCUUGCCGAACUGCCAAAUCAAUUUCUGGUGAUAUGAAUUAAUUGAUUCACUCUCUAAUUGCAGGUGAAAAAGGUCGCCAUAGCAAAAAGCACAAAUCUUCUUCCAAGGAGGAUCAUAGGCCCACAGUUGUAGAAGACGAUGAGUCCUAUUAUGUUGAGGAUUUAGAUGAUGAAAGAGAGGGGGCUUUAUCUUGCCGUUAGAUGGAUCACUUUAGGAGAUGACUUCAGGAUUUAAACUCCAGAGGAUCCUGACGCUUGAGGUCUAGGGUUUGAGAUCUUGGGCAAAUACACACGGUGAUUUGUUGUCUUUGAUUUCGGUUUUCAUGGAAGAAGGCGUGCGAGAAGUUCUCUAUCAGACACGUUCUCACGCUUCCAGGCCUUUCUCUCCCAAUUACCCUCCCCAGCAUCAACAGCUAAAUGAUGGGGUCAAAGGAAGUUUUCUCUCGUUGCUUUCAACUCGAGGUGUUAGUCAACUUAAAGAAAAAUGGAGUGGAUUUAGGCGUCUUAAAAAAUUGAAGAAAUGGAUAACUUUGUUUGUCUCUCCAAGUGGUGAACAUGUGGCUGUUGCGGUGGGAAAUCAGAUAACAAUCUUGAAGAAGGAUGAUGAUUACCAGGAGCCAUGUGGCCUUUUCACUAGUAGCAGCCUUGGCUCAUUUACUUCCGGAAUUUGGUCGGAAUCUCAUGAUGUUCUUGGAGUUGUGGAUGAUACCGAUAUACUCUAUUUUAUAAAAGCCAAUGGUGAAGAGAUAACCAGAAUCACAAAAAAAUAUUUAAAAGUGUCUUUACCAAUAGCAGGCUUGAUAGUGCACGAUAGCUCUGAUAUGAACAAAUCUUGCUUGUGUAGCUUUGAUGUUCUUACAUCAGAUGGUUCUCUUCAUGAAGUUGAGAUCAGUCAGGAUCCAAGUGCGUCUGUUUUCUCUGCACGCACAUCAAAUAACAACUCAACUUUAAAGGAGUUCCCGGAGAAUGUCUUCUGCUUGAAUUACCAUCCGGAAACUUCUUUGCUUGCAAUAGUUGGUGGUGCUGUUAGUGCUCCAGUGACCUCUAGUUGUAACACUGGAACCUAUAGCCUUUCUCUUUGGCAUCGAACCAAGAACCUAGGCUUGGAACCAGGGUUUUCUACGCAGUUUGAAGGUUUAUAUUCCAAACCAAAAGGUUAUGUAGGUCAAUUGACAUAUCCCAAGGUGAUUAUCUCACCACAGGGUAAGUUUGUUGCCACUCUUGAUUUGAGAGGAUGCUUGGUCAUUUUUAAGCUGGAUAAUGAACGGUCUUCUCUUUCAAAUCUUUCUUGUGGAGAGACAUUUGACUCACAAGUGGCUAGUAAUAUGUCAACUAGGGGGAGGGAAUCAUUGAACAAUGCAGUGGAUUUUACUUGGUGGUCUGAUUAUAUCCUUGUUCUUGUAAAAGGAAAUGGCAUUGUCACCAUGAUUGACAUUCUUAGUGGUAAUAAACUACUGGAGAAAGAUCCUUUAUACUCUAUGCCCAUCUUGGAAAGAGUACAACAGUUCCCAGGGAACUUGUUUCUUUUAGAAAGUACAUUAUCUGAGGAGAGCCAUGAUUCAUCCAAUAAGAAGGCGGCAAGUGACUUGCAACAUGUGGAUCUGGUCACUGAAGAUGAGUAUAAUCAAUUGGACUUUGCUAAACUGCGCUGGAGCUUGAUAUCGUUCUCAAAGAGGUCUGUUUCUGAAAUGUAUGACAUAUUAAUUAGUGAUCAAGAGUAUCAGGCCGCUUUGGAGUUUGCUAAUCGUCAUAGAUUGGAUAAAGAUGAAGUGCUAAAGUCACAGUGGUUGUGCUCUGCCCGAGGAAUAAAUGAAAUAAAAAUGUUUCUUUCAGUUAUCAAGGAUCAAGCUUUUGUGCUUUCCGAAUGUGUGGAUGGAGUUGGACCAACAGAAGAUGCAGUGAGGGCUUCAAUUGCACACGGUCUCCACCUCACAAACCAGUAUAGAUUCUCUGAAACCGAAGUUGACGAAAAUAGCCAAAUUUGGGAAUUUUGUUUGGCAAGACUUAAAUUGUUGCAAUUCAGAGACAAGCUGGAGACAUUUCUUGGGAUAAAUAUGGGCAGGUUUUCUGUGCAGGAGUACAGCAAAUUUCGCAUUAUGCCAAUCAAUGAAGCUGCUAUGACACUUGCAGAAAGUGGGAAAAUUGGGGCAUUGAACCUUCUAUUCAAGCGUCAUCCUUAUUCAUUGACGCCUUUUAUGUUGGAAAUUUUAGCUGCAAUCCCUGAAACUGUGCCAGUUCAAUCUUAUGGGCAGCUUCUUCCUGGGGCUGCUCCUCCUUCAAGUGUUGCUCUGAGAGAAAAAGAUUGGGUUGAAUGUCAAGAGAUGGUAACAUUUAUUGGCAGACUCCCUGAGAAUCAGGAAAGAAGUAUACAGCUCAGAACCGAACCCAUCAUGAAGCAAUGCGUGGGUUUUUCGUGGCCAUCAACCGAUGAGCUCUCUAUGUGGUACAGAAACAGAGCUAGAGACAUGGAUAGCUUCAGCGGGCAACUAGGCAACUGCUUGUCUUUGGUUGACUUUGCUUGUCGCAAAGGUAUUUAUGAGCUGCAGCAAUUCCAUGAGGAUAUCUGUUAUUUGCACCAGCUCAUUUAUUCUGAUGACAGUGACGAUGAGGUGAAUUUUACUGUGGGCCUUGUUGCAUGGGAACAAUUAUCUGACUAUGAAAAGUUCAAAAUGAUGCUUAAGGGGGUCAAGGAGGAAAACAUGGUUAAGAGAUUACGCGAGAAGGCAAUUCCGUUUAUGCAAAAUAAGUUUCAUAUAAUGACCUCAGUUUCUGGAGAUGCUGUGAUGGAUGGCCAUUCUACUGCAGCAGAUGAGAAGGCUGACUCAUUUCUGGUUAAAUGGCUGAAGGAGAUUGCUUCGGAGAACAAAUUAGACAUGUGCUUGAAGGUCAUUGAAGAUGGGUGCAGGGACCUUCAAAGUAAUAGCUUUUUCAGGACUAAGGUUGAAGCAGCAGAUUGUUCUCUGCAGUGCAUAUAUUUGUGUACUGUUGCAGAUAGGUGGACUACCAUGGCCUCAAUUUUGUCAAAGCUUCCAGAAAUGCGAGAUUCUGAAGUAUAUGAUGAAGGCCUCAAGAAAAGACUUAAACUGGCGGAGGGCCAUAUUGAAGCAGGAAGGCUUUUGUCAUUUUACCAGGUCCCAAAGCCCAUUAAUUUUUUCUUGGAGGCACAUUCUGAUGGAAAGGGUGUAAAACAGAUUCUCCGCCUUAUACUUUCCAAAUUUAUCCGUCGACAGCCUGGAAGAUCAGAUAAUGAUUGGGCAAACAUGUGGCGUGAUUUGCAGAGCUUGCAAGAAAAGGCAUUUCCUUUAGUAGAUCCAGAGUAUAUGUUGAUGGAGUUCUGCAGGGGUCUGCUGAAAGCUGGGAAAUUUUCACUUGCGAGGAAUUAUUUAAGGGGUACCGCAUCUGUUGCUUUGGCAACAGAUAAGGCAGAAAAUCUCGUCAUUCAAGCUGCAAGAGAGUAUUUUUUCUCAGCUUCAAGUCUUGCUUGCUCAGAAAUCUGGAAGGCUAAGGAAUGUGUGAAUCUUUUCCCAAGUAGCAGAAGUGUCAGGGCAGAGGCUGAUAUCAUGGAUGCACUUACGGUUAAACUUCCAAAUCUUGGUGUGACCCUUUUACCUGUGCAAUUUAGGCAAAUAAAAGAUCCAAUGGAGAUUAUUAAAUUAGCAAUUACAAGUCAAGCUGGAGCUUACCUAAAUGUUGAUGAACUUAUUGAAACUGCGAAACUCCUUGGGUUGAGCUCUCAAGAUGACAUAGCAACUGUUGAAGAAGCUAUUGCAAGGGAAGCAGCAGUUGCUGGUGAUCUUCAACUGGCUUUUGAUCUCUGCCUUGUUUUGGCUAAAAAGGGGCAUGGAUCUGUCUGGGACUUGUGUGUUGCAAUGGCAAGAGGUCCUGACCUUGAAAACAUGGAUAUAAGUUCCCGAAAGCAGCUUUUGGGUUUUGCUUUGAGCUAUUGUGAUGACGAGUCAAUUGGUGAGCUGCUGCAUGCAUGGAAAGAUCUAGAUUUGCAAGCCAAAUGUGAAACAUUAAUGAUGUUGACAGGAACAGAUCCCCCCAAAUUCUCAGUUCAUGGUUCCUCAUUUAUCUCAUUUCCACUCCAACAUUCUCAAGACAUGGCUGAUCUAAGAGAUUUCUCUCAACAGGUUCACAGAAUCAGUUGUGAGGAUCAAGGAGUACAAAUAAAAAAUAUUAUUAAUAUUCUUUCCCUCGUUGCUAAAGACUUGUCAAAGGAUAGUGGAUCUGAUUGGGAAACUCUUCUUGGAGAAAAUAGUAAAAUUUUGUCCUUUGCUGCUUUACAACUUCCAUGGUUGCUUGAAUUAAGUUGCAAAGCGGAAUAUGGUAAAAAGUUAAUUGUUGGCUCAUUGUCAGGAAAGCACUACAUAAGCGUCAGAACACAAGCAGUGGUAGCUAUUCUAUCCUGGUUGGUGAGGAAUGGUUUUGCUCCUAGGGAUGAUUUGAUAGCAUCUCUGGCAAAAUCAAUAAUGGAACCACCUGUUACUGAGGAGGAAGACAUUAUAGGGUCCUCGUUUCUGUUGAAUCUUAUAGAUGCCUUUCAUGGGGUGGAAAUAAUAGAAGAACAGGUGAGAAAAAGGGAAGCAUAUAAUGAAAUCUGUAGCAUUAUGAGUGUGGGGAUGAUAUAUAGUUUGUUACACAACUCUGCAGUCGGGUGUGAGAAUCCUGCUCAGAGGAGGGAAUUGUUACUAAGGAAGUUUCAAGAGAAGCACAAAUCACUCACUUCAGAUGAACUAGACAAAAUUGACAGGGCACAAUCUUCGUUUUGGAGAGAUUGGAAACUGAAGUUGGAAGAACAAAAGCGUGUGGCAGAUCACUCUAGAGUGUUAGAGCAAAUAAUUCCCGGUGUCGAAACCACGCGCUUUUUGUCUGGGGACAUUAACUACAUCGAGAGUGUUGUUUUCUCCUUUAUUGAAUCAGUAAAGUUGGAGAAGAAGAAUAUUUUGAAGGAUGUAUUGAAGUUAGCUUCUACCUAUGGCUUGAAUUGCACCAAGGUGCUACUGCAGUACCUCAGUUCUGUCCUUGUUUCUGAAGUUUGGACAAUUAAUGAUGUCACAGCUGAAAUUUCAGAAUUUAAAAAUGAAAUACUUGGUUCUGCUGAAGAAGUCAUCAAAACCAUUUCCAUGUUUGUCUACCCUGCAAUUGAUGGGCAUCGCAAACAGUGCCUUGCUUAUGUAUACGGCUUGCUUUCUGACUGCUACUUGCAGCUUGAAGGAACAAAAGCAUUACCACCCACGCUUCACCCAGAUCCAGCACAUAUAACCAUUAGUUUAGCUCAGUUUUACAAGGUAGUCGAGCAAGAAUGCAAUAGGGUGUCCUUUAUUAAGACCCUGAACUUCAAAAAUAUUGCUGGAUUAGGUGGUUUGAACUUCGAGUUCUUCAGCAGUGAAGUCUAUGCUCACGUUGAUGAAUAUUGUGUGGAAGCGUUGGCAACAAUGGUCAAGACCCUUAUCAGCAUCUAUAGAGAUCCAGUGCCCGAGUGUCAUAUAUCAUGGCAGGAUGUCUACAGACACCAUAUACAUUCUUUGUUAAAAGCUUUGGAGACGAGAGCCAAAAUGCUCACAGAGUCUGAAUGCCCCAAAAACCUUCAUAGCUUAAUGAGUGAGCUUGAACAGAUCUACGAUGUUUGCAAAAAGUACAUCAGGGUCUUGAACUAUCCAGAUGUUUUAGACUUGGUGAAGCAAAUCUUCAGGGUGAUAAUACCCCUUAAUAAAUCUUUUGGGGAUCUAUCUAGUGAUUCAACAUGGCAGGACUGUCUCGUCUUCCUUUUAACUUUUUGGCUCAGAGUGAUUGAUGAUGUUCAGGAAUUCACAUCCCAUGAGAGUCCUGAAGAAAAAUAUAACCUACGAUCUUUAAUGUGUUGUCUUGGGGCUUUUGUGAGGCUAAUAGUAGAGGGGAGAGUCUCUCCAAGUCAGGGCUGGGGCACUGUUAUUGGCUACGUUAGCCAUGGCCUCAUGGGUGGCUUUGCCGUUGACAUCUUGAAUUUCUGCAGGGCAAUGGUUUUUUCUGGGUGUGGUUUUGGAGCCAUUGCAGAAGUAUAUUCUGAAGCAGUGUCACAAUUUCAAACUGACUCAACUUUGAUCUCCGACAAUGAAACAUACUUCGAGGGGAUUCAAGAUCUUCCCCAUCUAUAUUCAACUAUAUUGGAAACCAUUUUACAGGACUUGGCUGCCGGAUCUCUUGAUCGCCAGAAUUUGCAUUGUUUGCUGUCGUCUUUAAGUAGGAUGGAUAGUGAUUUGGAGGAUCUGAAAAGCAUCAGGCAUGCUGUUUGGGAAAGAAUGGUCAAGUUCUCCGAUGACUUGCAUCUACCGAGCCAUGUUCGAGUUUAUGCGCUGGAGCUUAUGCAAUUUAUUACAGGUUCAGGUAGACAUUUUAAGCGGUUUUCAGCUGAGCUGCAAUCAAAUGUUCUGCCAUGGGACGGAUGGGAUGAUCUGAGAAGUAUAACUGCCAAGAAUGAGACUACAGCUGAUCACAAGACACCAACUCAAACAGAUGCAUCCAAUAGGCUGACAAAUACUUUGGUUGCGCUUAAAUCGUCACAGCUCGUCCGAGCCAUCUCGCUGAGCAUAGAAAUUACCCCUGAAGAUCUCUUGACUGUGGACUCGGCAGUUUCUUGCUUUUUGAGAUUAUGUAAAGAUGCUAUAUCCGAACCCCAUUUUGAUGCUUUGCUAACCAUUUUGCACGAGUGGGAAGGGCUCUACACAAUUGGGAGAGACAAGGCAGCAGAUUCUGCAGAAGAAUCGGCUGAGGCUGCAAAUGAUUGGGGCAAUGAUGAUUGGGACGAGGGAUGGGAAAGCUUUCAAGAAGAUCAUGUUGAGAAAGAACCUGAGAAAGAUGACUCCCCUUCCAUUCAUCCUUUACACGCAUGUUGGUUUGAGAUCUUCAAAAAACUGGUAGCGCUCUCUCGGUUUAAAGACUUGUUAAAACUGGUUGACAAAUCCAUAGGAAAAUCGAAUGGAAUAUUGCUUGAUCAAGUUGGUGCCCAUAGCCUAAGCCAAAUUGUACUCAGGAUAGAUUGCUUUGCUGCGCUUAAGAUGGCGUUGUUAUUGCCUUACGAAGCAGUACAGGUGCAGUGUUUGGAUGCGGUUGAGGACAAGCUGAAGCAAGGAGGUGUAUCAGACGCGAUUAGCAAGGACCACGAGUUUUUGAUUCUUGUAUUGUCUUCCGGGCUCAUAUCAACAAUCAUCUCAAGCUCUUCCUAUGGCACCACUUUCUCGUUUCUUUGCUACAUGGUCGGGAAUUUCUCUCGCCAGUGUCAAGAAGCCCAGUUGUUGAGCAUCAAAAAUAAAGGGGAAAAUGAACACAAAAAUGACAACAAAGGUGUAUCGUCUCUUUUUAGAAUAAUUCUCUUCCCGUGUUUCGUAUCUGAGCUCGUGAAGGCCGACCAGCAGGUUCUGGCAGGGUUUCUUGUUACAAAAUUCAUGCAUACGAACGCUUCUCUCAGUUUGAUCAACGUCGCAGAGGCUAGUCUGAGAAAGUAUUUGGAAAGGCAGAUUCAAGUACUACAAGAUGAUGAGCUUAUGCAUCAGGAUUUGGGCUUUGCAGAACCAUUGGUAAAUACUGUCACACAAAUGAGAAGCGGACUGGAAAGUCUGAUCCAAUCGGCAUUGUCUUCUCUUACAACUAAUGUUAGAUGAUAAGGCAUUGCAGUUGUUUCAAAGCUUUUUGUGUGAUUUUUUUUUUUUUAAUAAUAAUUUUAUACAAAUAGGUAUGGAAAAAAAUACUUAAUUGAUGAUUCUGAGGGGGUUUUUUUCCUAGUCAUACAAGCUUGAGUUUUUGUAAAAUUCUAACCCUAAAAGAAAGAUUAAACUUAUAUCAAAUGAUUAGCAAGUUAAUAGUUGAUGAGUUUGAGUCGUUUGACA
Messenger RNA from Camellia sinensis, 8135 nucleotides. RefSeq names its product neuroblastoma-amplified sequence protein. The record is from RefSeq and is a predicted model, not a curated record. Gene Ontology annotation, molecular function: SNARE binding. Lineage: Eukaryota; Viridiplantae; Streptophyta; Magnoliopsida; Ericales; Theaceae. Gene Ontology annotation, biological process: retrograde vesicle-mediated transport, Golgi to endoplasmic reticulum. Gene Ontology annotation, cellular component: Dsl1/NZR complex.